Eleginops maclovinus (Patagonian blennie) is the source of this 1345-nucleotide messenger RNA. It is a transcript of the gene bud23, whose product is annotated as BUD23 rRNA methyltransferase and ribosome maturation factor. Gene Ontology annotation, molecular function: rRNA (guanine) methyltransferase activity. The transcript is spliced from 12 exons. Gene Ontology annotation, biological process: rRNA (guanine-N7)-methylation. The coding region runs from base 152 to 1000 and encodes 282 amino acids. Gene Ontology annotation, cellular component: nucleolus. The record is from RefSeq and is a predicted model, not a curated record. Lineage: Eukaryota; Metazoa; Chordata; Actinopteri; Perciformes; Eleginopidae.
AAUAAACUCAACGAAGAAGUGAUUCUUACGUCGCUUGAAUGUGACGUCAUUAUUCUUCACGUGUGGCUAUCACAACACUUAGCUUGUUUAUGAACUGAUAUAACAAAUUAACUCUUCAUCUUUAGAUAUACAUUUAGACACAAGGACAGCCAUGACCUCCCACUGCCGGCGCCCUGAACACACAGCCCCUCCAGAUGUGUUCUACAAUGAAGCCGAGGCAAAGAAGUACUCUCAGAACUCUCGAAUGAUUGAGAUCCAAACCCAGAUGUCUGAAAGAGCUGUGGAGCUUUUAAACCUACCCGAAGGACAGCCCUGCUUCCUGUUGGAUGUGGGAUGCGGCUCUGGUCUCAGUGGAGACUACCUGUCCGAGGAGGGACACUACUGGGUCGGAGUAGACAUCAGCACUGCUAUGCUUGAUGUUGCCCUGGACAGAGAAGUAGAGGGAGACCUUUUAGUGGGGGACAUGGGGCAGGGGAUGCCGUUCCGUUCCGGGACAUUUGACGGUUGCAUCAGUAUCUCUGCUCUGCAGUGGCUCUGUAAUGCCGACAAGAGGACACAUAGUCCUCCGAAGAGACUCUACACCUUCUUUAGUACUCUUUACUCUUCUCUGUCAAGAGGCUCACGUGCAGUUUUCCAGCUUUAUCCAGAGAACUCGGAACAGCUUGAGCUGAUCACGACUCAGGCCAUGAAGGCAGGUUUCGGUGGAGGCAUGGUGGUGGACUACCCCAACAGCAGUAAAGCUAAAAAGUUCUUCCUGUGUCUGUUUGCUGGAGUAACUGGUGCUCUUCCCAAGGGAUUGGGAACAGAAACGUCAGACAGAGCUUUAUCAAACCAGGUCCAGUAUUCAGGACAAAGAUGCCGGUUCAAAGGCAUGAAGGGGAAAUCAGCGAAGAAGGGACGCGAUUGGAUUUUGGAGAAAAAGGAGAGGAGGAGAAGGCAGGGACGGGAGGUUCGAGCUGACACAAAAUACACUGCACGUCAGAGAAGACCUCAUUUCUAGCUCUGACUCAUGCAGCUGUGCCUUCAUUAGCUCUCGUCUGUACCACCCAGCACACAAUCACCAUUCAAACUGCAAAGUGUGGAUAAGAUAACAAGUAAAGUGCUAUUAUGCCCGAUGCAUUUUACAUUUGGUUGAGUGUAUAGCAAUUUUUCUAACAAAUGUUUGUCAAGAUUGCACUCUCCAUACUCGGGUUGGCUGUACAUGGACAGAAAUCUUUAAAAGCUUACAGGGGAGAAAGAUUUAUCUUUGACAGCACCAAUAAUGUCAAAAGAAUUACAACAAUUAUCCUAAAUUAUCAAAUGUCACAUUUUCGAUAUGUGUUUAUUAAAAACCUAUAAAAAGAUA